Messenger RNA from Botrytis fragariae, 932 nucleotides. RefSeq names its product putative c-4 methyl sterol oxidase protein. Gene Ontology annotation, molecular function: C-4 methylsterol oxidase activity; iron ion binding. The transcript is spliced from 3 exons. Lineage: Eukaryota; Fungi; Ascomycota; Leotiomycetes; Helotiales; Sclerotiniaceae. The record is from RefSeq and is a predicted model, not a curated record. Bases 15 to 932 code for a protein of 305 amino acids. Gene Ontology annotation, biological process: ergosterol biosynthetic process.
CUAAAUUCGCAGCUAUGGACAUCUUAUCAAAUUCAACCAUCUCUGCAACUCCCGAAACCUUCUUAGGUAUUUAUGAUGAGUUGAGUAAAUACAAUGUUCAUCUCAACAUAUUUGAAAGACUCUGGGCGAGUUGGUAUGCCUACAUGCAAAAUGAUGUCCUCGCCACCGGUAUCAUGAGUUUUGUGAUGCAUGAAGUCUUUUACUUUGGUCGAAGUCUUCCUUGGAUUAUCAUCGAUCAAAUUCCUUAUUUCAACAAAUACAAGAUUCAAGGGAAUAAAAUCCCUACUGCCGCCGAACAAUGGACAUGUACAAAACUCGUUCUCCUCUCCCAUUUCACCGUCGAACUUCCUCAAAUUUACCUCUUCCACCCAAUGGCAAAAUACUUUGGAAUGGGUACCGAUGUUCCUUUCCCAUCUCUCUUCACCAUUGCCUAUCAAGUCGCCAUCUUUUUCGUUCUAGAAGACACCUGGCAUUAUUGGAUGCAUCGCGCCAUGCAUUACGGAUGGCUCUACAAGAAAAUCCACAAAAUUCAUCAUCAAUACUCUGCACCCUUUGGUCUCGCUGCUGAAUACGCAUCGCCAAUCGAAGUUAUGGUUCUUGGUCUCGGCACUGUCGGAUCUCCAAUUCUCUGGGUUAUGCUCACUGGAAACCUUCACAUUUUGACUAUGUAUAUUUGGAUCGUGUGCAGACUCUUCCAAGCAAUUGAUGCUCACAGUGGAUACGAAUUCCCUUGGUCAUUACAUCAUUUCUUGCCUUUCUGGGCUGGUGCUGAACAUCACGACACUCAUCAUGAGAAGUUUAUCGGAAAUUACGCAAGUAGUUUCAGAUGGUGGGAUUAUGUUUUGGAUACCGAGAGUGGACCUGAAGCUGCCAAGAGAAGAAGAGAGAGAAAGAUGGAGAAGGAAGCAAAGAUUGCAAAGAAGGCUCUGUAA